AAAAUGGCUUUGUCUGUGGACUCGGCUUUGUAUCGCUGGCAGCGUCUGGGAGCUCCACAUCCCUCCCAGGCGCUCUCAGAAUCGACACCACUACUGUUUUCUGUCAAAGACAGGCUGAAAUUCAUCUUAAACAAAUGGAGGAUUGUGUUUCCCAACAACGGGAGGCAGCAGAAAGACUGGGACCAAGCUGCUAGAUUUUAUUCUGGAAAUAGGAUACAGACGACAAAAUACACCUGGCUCACUUUUUUGCCCCAAAAUCUCUUUGAGCAGUUUCACAGACUGGCUAAUCUUUAUUUCCUCUUCUUGGUGGUUCUAAACUGGUUCCCACAAGUGGAAGUUUUCCACCGGGAGAUUACUAUGCUGCCUUUGAUUGCGGUGCUGCUUGCCAUCACAGUGAAAGAUGCUAUUGAAGACUACAGAAAAUAUCAAUUUGAUAAGACUAUAAACUCCACCAAAACCAGGGUAUAUGACAAGGAAGAUCAUGCCUACGUUGAGAAGUGCUGGAAAGAUGUUCAGGUAGGGGACUUUGUGCAGCUGCAGUGCAACGAGACCAUCCCGGCCGACAUCCUCUUGCUGUAUUCCUCUGACCAGAAUGGGAUCUGCCACUUGGAAACUGCCAACCUCGACGGGGAGACCAACCUCAAGCAACGACGGGUUGUGACAGGCUUCUCUGGCCAGAAUACUCCGUUUGAACCAGAACUUUUCGAAAACAUCAUCAUCUGUGAAAUGCCUAACAAUGAUCUCAACAAAUUCAAAGGGUACAUGGAACAGCCGAAUCAUGAACAGAUUGGUUUUAGCAUUGAAAGCCUUUUGCUUCGUGGAUGUACAAUCAGAAACACUGAGGUUGCAAUAGGAAUUGUUGUAUAUGCAGGUCAUGAAACUAAGGCUAUGCUAAAUAACAAUGGUCCUCGUUACAAGCGCAGCAAGAUAGAGCGACGGAUGAAUAUGGAUAUUUUUUUCUGUGUGGGACUUCUGUUUGCAAUGUGUCUUGUCGGAGCAGUAGGGCAUGGCAUUUGGAGUGGAACCUUCUCGGAGCAUCCACCUUAUGAUGUCCCAGAUGUGAAUGGCAAUUAUUUGUCUCCAGUUGUUGCUGGUUUCUACAUGUUCUUGACUAUGAUAAUCCUGUUGCAGGUUUUAAUCCCCAUUUCUCUCUAUGUGUCCAUUGAGUUAGUCAAGCUGGGCCAAGUUUUUUUAAUUCACAAUGACAUUGACCUGUAUGACGAGGAAGCAGAUUUGCCCAUACAGUGUCGAGCCUUAAAUAUUACUGAAGAUCUCGGACAAAUCCAGUAUAUCUUCUCAGACAAAACUGGGACACUAACAGAAAACAAAAUGGUAUUCCGACGCUGUACUGUCAAUGGAAAUGAGUUUUCACAUCAGGAAAAUGCCAGACGUCUGGAAACCCACAAGGAGCUGGAUUUAGAUGAUGAGGACUUUGCAAAACUUCAGCACUUCACUCUUCCUGUAAUUAAUAUUGGGCAACCAGCUACUUAUAAACAGAGAACCGUAAGACCUUUAAGGAGGUGCCAGAGUGCUAGGGCUCAUUUUCAAGGCCAUGUAAGGCAGAAGUCACUCGGUCGUCGUGACAGCAACCAAUCUCAAGUGGCAUUCAGCAGUACCCUCGAAAAGGAUGUGGCUCCUGAUAGCAGGCUGUUGAGGAGAGUGAGAGAAGCUGCACUCCAGACUGAAAAUCUGUCUCCAUUUACAGACACGAAGACUGCCACAUCCCUUACUGACUUCUUCCUUGCCCUUGCUAUCUGUAACACAGUUGUGGUCUCCACAGCUACAGAGCCAAGGCAAAGGGUUACAGUCCCACCACAAAUAAAACCUUCAGGAAUCACCCUGGAGAGGAUUCAUCAGAUAUUCCAGCGGCUAAAAUUAGCAAGCCUCAGUCAAUCUUUUGCAUCAUCUCAGUCCAGUUCAGACCUUGGAGUUAGCUUUAGUGCGAAGAACACAGAAGAGCACCUGGCCACUCUGGAUUGCUGCGACAACGAUGACGACUGCUAUGGAGAUCAUGGGAAGAGCAGCACGGAUAUUGGCAGUGCUUCCUUGGAUGAGGUUUUUAAAUCCGUUUCUCACAGCUCUUUGCCAUCGGAAUUUUGUUAUGAGGCUGAGAGCCCAGAUGAGGCGGCUCUUGUCUAUGCUGCCCAGGCGUAUAGUUUUACCUUGGUGUCCCGGACUCCAGAGCAGGUGACCGUGCGGUUGCCACAAGGCACCCUCCUGACUUUUGACAUUCUCUGCACCUUGGGGUUUGACUCGGUGAGGAAAAGGAUGUCGGUAGUGGUGAGACACCCUCUAACCAAGGAGAUCAUCGUCUACACAAAAGGAGCUGACUCUGUUAUAAUGGACUUACUGGAAGACCCUGACAAAGCUGACUUUAAUGCACAGAAAAGAAUGAGAAGAAUAAAAGAUAAAACACAGAAGCACCUGGACUACUAUGCCCGUGAUGGCCUAAGAACGCUGUGCAUAGCUAAGAAGGUCUUGAAUGAAGAUGACUUUCAAAAAUGGGCCAAUUUUCGUCGUGAAGCAGAAGCUGCAAUUGACAACCAAGAUGAGCUGUUAAUGGAGACAGCACAGCACCUGGAGACCAAACUCACCUUGCUAGGAGCAACAGGGAUUGAAGAUCGGCUGCAAGAUGGAGUGCCUGACACUAUUGCAGCUCUUCGAGAAGCUGGGAUACAAAUCUGGGUGUUGACAGGAGACAAACAGGAAACAGCAGUUAACAUUGCAUAUUCUUGUAAACUUCUGAACCAAGGGGACACGGUCUUUACCAUUAACACUGAAAAUAAGGAAACUUGUGAGUCACUCUUGAAUUUAACCUUGGAAGAAGUGAGGAAGAGUUAUGAUGUUGAAAAACCACGGAGAAAGUUCUUGGGCAUUAUCCCAACGUCUUUAUCAACCUCUGAGGCCCCGUCUCCUGAAUUUGGACUGGUGAUCGAUGGAAGAACGCUGAACAUCAUCUUCCAGGGGGGCCUGGAAAAGACGUUUCUGGCCCUGACGAAGCACUGCCGCUCAGUCCUGUGCUGCCGCUCCACCCCUCUCCAAAAGAGCAUGGUGGUGAAGCUAGUCCGGAGGCAGCUCAAAGUGAUGACCCUGUCAAUAGGUGAUGGGGCAAAUGAUGUAAGUAUGAUUCAAGCAGCUGAUGUUGGAAUUGGAAUAUCUGGCCAAGAAGGCAUGCAGGCUGUGAUGGCUAGUGACUUUGCAAUAUCCCGAUUUAAGCAUCUCAAAAAACUACUUCUCGUCCAUGGACAUUGGUGUUAUGCUCGACUGGCAAAGAUGGUGAUUUACUUUUUCUACAAGAAUGUGAGCUACGUCAACCUGCUCUUCUGGUACCAGUUCUUCUGUGGGUUCUCUGGUGCCACCAUGAUAGAUUACUGGCAGAUGAUCUUUUUCAAUCUCUUCUUCACCUCGAUGCCCCCUAUUCUCUUUGGAAUCCUCGACAGAGACGUUUCUGCAGAAACACUCUUAGGUUUGCCUGAAUUAUACAAGAAUGGGCAAAAUUCAGAGAUAUACAAGCUGUCAACUUUUAUUGUUACAAUGUUGGAUGCCUUCUAUCAAAGCCUUGUUUGCUUCUUUAUCCCCUAUUUGACAUACGAGGGUUCUGACAUAGAUGUGUUUACCUUUGGGACCCCCAUCAAUACCAUCUCCCUCCUCACCAUUCUCUUGCACCAGGCUCUAGAAAUGAAAACAUGGACGGUGUUUCACUGGGCCACGAUGAUGGGGAGCGUGCUGCUCUACUUCAUCUUCUCAGUGGUCUACAACGCUGUCUGCGUGGUCUGCAACCCUCCUGCCACUCCCUACUGGAUCAUGGAGAAGCAGCUUGCAGACCCUACCUUCUAUUUACUGUGCCUCAUUACCCCAGUCAUCGCGCUCUUACCGAGGUGCCUUAUUUUUGCCCUGCGAGGAACCUUUGGAGCAUCUCUGAUUCUGAAAGCUCAGCAACUAGAUAAGCUUCCUAAAGAGCAACAAGAUCUUGAAAUCCAAAAGUGGAGGUCACGAAAACAAACUACUUCUGAUGCGCCUAUAACAUCACCAGCACCUAAUGAUGACCUUGACCGAACCAUCAACCACUUAUGUGUAUCACCAUUUUUACAUCCAGCAGCAGCAGCUGUGUCUCAUGGGGACACAGAUAGCCAGGGACUUUCCAGUUCUGAAAUGAAUCCUCUCAGGAAAUGGACACCUGAAGAAGGCAAUUAUUUCUUUAAUAGAUGGGCAGAGGAAGAAUCUCCCACUACAGACUGCUCAGCAGGACCUUUCUCUGGCCGUUACCCCCUUGUUCCCAAUAGGGUAGCAUCUCCUGGGCAUGACCCUAGCAAACUAACUAGAGAUAAUGCUAAAAAAAUUAAUCAUGGAAGUCAUCGGCGAUCUGUGAGUGCAGUGACACUCUGA
Rhea pennata is the source of this 4386-nucleotide messenger RNA. It is a transcript of the gene ATP10B, whose product is annotated as ATPase phospholipid transporting 10B (putative). Gene Ontology annotation, cellular component: plasma membrane. Gene Ontology annotation, biological process: phospholipid translocation. NCBI's taxonomy places the organism in Eukaryota, Metazoa, Chordata, Aves, Rheiformes, Rheidae. The record is from RefSeq and is a predicted model, not a curated record. The coding region runs from base 4 to 4386 and encodes 1460 amino acids. The transcript has 22 exons. Gene Ontology annotation, molecular function: ATPase-coupled intramembrane lipid carrier activity; magnesium ion binding; ATP hydrolysis activity.